GCAGUUUCUGCUAGGCAUGGUGGGGAAAAGAAUAACAAAUUGGGUGGUCUUCUCUAUUGGGAAUUAGACAGGAGUAAUUGGGGUUUAGAUUUUUCUUUAUUUUAAACUUCAAAUGAGAUAUCCCUUUCAGGUAAUUUGAUUUAAAAAGAUAAAUUUCAAGGCUUCUUUUUCCUCCUUUCCAUUUUAUAAUUGUAUAUCAAGGGGGAGAUUGUCUGCAGUUGUCAGCCAUUUUUCUGUGGUCAUAAAGUCUUCAGGUGCUAGUCUCUAUGCAAUUUUUGCCAUCUGCUCUGCUAGUGACCAUUACCACUCCCAUUACUAAAAACCACACACAUAACAUUCCAUUACAUAUCCCAAAACAAGUGCAAGACUAGCAGACCCCAGACUACUCUUGCUUGUUGUUUUGGGUCCAAUUUUCUUUAUUUCAUUUGUGAUGAUGCUGGGAGGUUGAAGUUGGGGUAUGAAAUUUGGCAGGAUUGCGUUUUAUUUUUACAUCUCAAGUUGCCAUAGUCUAGUCCCAUCCAUUCCACAGCUGUCCCAACCGGUGAGGAGAGGUAAGCUGUUGCACUAAGGAGAUAAGGAGAGGACCCCUCCUGUGGCUUUGUAGAGCAGCUAAAGCUUACUCCAUUCUAUUUCUGCAUUAAUGGGCCAUUGGCAAUUGCACAGUUUAGGCUUUUCUGUUCUCCCUGGACAGCUGCCUUUGCAAUCCAACUGGCUUCAAAUGGCCCCCCUCCAUCCCUCAGGUCAUCUUUGUGCCUGUAUUUCUAUUUAGUGCUUAGUAUCUUACUUAAAUUUAUAUUGUGGGAAAUCCCGUUUAAAAAAAUACUAAACUUCAGUGAAAUUUACCAAUCUGUUCCAUUUUCUUGUUAUACUGGAACUCUUAAACAGUAGUUUAUUUUUAAAUAGCCUGUCCAAAAUAGUGAAGUGAUAGAAUGUUUAAUUGGGAGAGGGGGACAGUUUGGCUUUUGCAGUAACCUGUAAGCAUUGGUGAUUUUUACAUUUUGCAGUGCUAAGUGCCAAAGUUACAUCAAUGUUACAUUGGCUAUGCCCGGUUACCAACUGUGCAUAGAACGAUAUGUGAGUGAAUGGGUAGGUGGCAUUAACAUUGGAUCCAAGUUCACAGAAGGCUGCUUUCCUUUAUAUCUACAAUCCUCACCAUCUUAAGACCCCUAAAAGGAAAAAAAAAGAAACAAAAGUUUCUAUUUUUAAUACAAGCCAGCAGCGACUACAGUUUGUUCUGUUGCUUACAGCUACCCAUAGGAUUAAGACUGUUGUCAUUCCAAAUGAAAAACUCAAUAGCCAAUGGUGACUAGUGCAAAAUAGACUAGGGUACUUUCCCAGGACACUUUCCCACUAACUUGUAUGUUGGUUUAUAUUUUUGAAAUAGAUACAUAAUUUUAUAAGGUAUUCCUCUUGUUCAUAGAAAGUUUCUCUUUUUACUGGAACAUUCCAAAUAUAUAAAGUUUCAACUUUUAGAGCCUUAGAAAUGGGAUCUUUCUGUGGAACAGUGAUAAGACAGGUACUGCUAUACUCGGGUUAAUUUUUUUAACAUGGCCCUUCUCUCCCAUUUUCUUCAAAAGUAUUAUUAAGAAACAUCUCGCUUCCACCACCACCCCCAUUCAUACCACGUGGGUGGUGUUGCCUAUUCUUGAAACUUAAUGUUCAUAGUAGAGCUGUGAUCUGUUUUCUUCUCAUAAUUGAAAAACUGCAUAUAUGGACCUUAGUUUCUUUCAAGAGAAAGUUGUCUUCAAGAAAUAUAGCUGCCAUUAUCAUCAUUGAAAAACUGUAUUACAGUGGUUAGCCAAAUAUAGUGGCUGACUUAACACACUCUAAGCAUAUAGGUCCUUGGGGUUUCCUUAAGUUAUGUUGAAUAACUUCCAUGUUAAGGCAUUUUUCAUUACUUGACAAUAGGUGACAUUUUAGCUUCUCGGGUGAAUUCUUGGUAGCACUGUCUUCAGCCAUCUUUCAUAUUGUGGCCUGUGUUCCACUACAGUUUGUGGAAAAAUUUUUGUAUGAAAUAAUGGCAGUUAGGGAAAUAAUUCCAAAUCUCUUGCAAAUUACCAUUGUACGAAACUUAAAUUCUAAGUAGUAGGGAUUAUUUUUAGUUAAUAUUCAAUCUAAUCCAGCUGUAGUGAUGAGCUGACAGAAGGAAGGUAUCAUAGAAAAUAAAACAACCAGCUCCUUAAAUGUAUUAAAACCCUGUAUAGUUUGUAUUGAAAACUGCUUUCUAUAUAUUUUGUUUUCACUAUUAAAGAGGGUGGUUUAAGUAUUACUAAAGUAUUAGUAGCCAGGACAUGUCUCUCCAUGCCUCAGUACUUUUCUGUCCUUUUUAGUAAAAAUGCAUUGGUAGCUGAAUUUUCCUCUGAUGAUGAAUUAUUUGAUCUUAGAGGUUUAGUCUUAAAAAUUUCAUGGACGAAAAAGCUUCUUCUUCUUCUUCUUGUUUUUUUUCUUUUUAAUUCUAAGUUAAGAGUAAAAGUUGGAAUAUAAAUUAUCUACUUUCAAGUACUUUAUGAUUUAGCUGAGGAGUUAUGUUUGCUUUUAUUCUCAGUAUCAGGUAGCAGUAGAUACACAUGUACAGUGUUUUUGCUGUUGUCUACAAAUAGUAAUUGAGAAAGUACUCAGUUGACUUCUUUACUCUUUUUUCUUCUUGAGCUUAUAAUAGUAGCACUUUGAUUAAUCAUGUUAGAGAACAGUGUUCUUUGCUAGCUGUUUUCCUUGAUACGCCUGCUAUUAAGCUUUACUAGUUAAUUACAUUUACAUUUAAAUACAUGUUAUUAUAAAAUGUUAUUCUUUAACUUCCAGAUAUAAAGGAAGGUAUUAAAACUUCGAUUUCAUGUAUGAGAUACCCAUUUAAGAAAAUUCGAUAUCAGUCCUGUUAUAUUCUUUAUUUCCUGUUGGACAUUAUAAUUACCACCUGGCUGUUUCUUGCAAUAUGAAAGCAUUUCUCAUUCCCUUCAACUAUAUUGGUUACAUGCAAGCAUUCUUGACUUCCAAAUGCUUGUUUUAAUAUAAUCACUAGUGUUUCAUACUUUCUUUUGCCCUAUUUUAGGGUUUUAAAAAAGCAUUCCUAUCAGAGAGCACCCUAAGGUGCCUGACAGUAUAGCUGCUUCUCUCCAGCUGAUAAAUGACAAACUGUUCCUGGUAGUUGGUGGUGUUAACCUGUUUACUCUUAGUACCUGUCUGUCACUGUCCUGCAGCAAAGCUUUGACUGUUUGUGUUUUUUGUUUUUAUUUUUUUUCUUGUGGGUUUUUUCUUUUGGCAUAUUGUGUGACAUUUUGGUUUUUGUUGUGGUGUUUCUGACUCUUUGUGCCUUUCCUUUUGUGUUUGUUUUCCCUCCUUUUCUCAGUUUGCAGCGGGGCCUCGACCUGCCCAUCAUCAGGUACUGUACUCUUGCCCCUUCACUAUCACCCUUAACUAAUAGGUGAGAGCUUUAGUAGCUGCUAACUCUUAGAAUGCUGCCAUCAAAUUACUCUCUUCAAGAGUAGCUUCUAUCUGAUAUGAUUCAGUUCUUUUUGUUUACUAAUUUCAUUGCGUUUUGUUAUUAACAAAUCCAUUUGCUUCUGUUCAUGGUACAGUUUAAAACUAAUGAUUACAGUUUUUUCCCUUAAAAAAAAAGAUGGCUUUGAAUUUAGAGAAGCUUUGAAAAAUUUUAGAUAUAUUAAGUUCUCACAAUUUGUAGAUAUCUGUAUUAAGCUUAAAUUUAACUGACUUGAACAGGCAACAUUCUAAGGGUUUUUUGUUAACAUUCUGAUAUAACUUGUAUUGAUGUGUAUAAAAUAGCAUUAAUAUUUCUAAAACCACUUACUUCUCAGUUACUAACUAGACCUAAUAACAAAUUGAUUAGCAGUAAUGUAUAUUCAUUUGCUGCAUAGAAUUAUCUUUAUUCUUAGGAUAUAUAGAAAAUAGAUAACUUUGUUAUUUAAUUUGAAUAUUUUUAACCUAUUGGUUUUUUUUUAAUGAGGUGAUUGUAUAAAUUAAAAUUUCAAAAAUAUAUAUGUUAACGUUAAGUUAUUUAGAAAUCUACCAAAGGAGUUUGUGUCAGAGAAACAAAAAGACUUGCAGAUUUUUUUUCCUCUCAGAUAGCUUUUUGUGGAGUAUUCUGAAACAUUUCUCCUGUUGUUGUAGGGAACAGUUGGGCUUUAGAUUGUAACAGACCUAUGUUCAUAUUACCAGUUCUACUAUGUCACCAAUGGGGUCACUUAAGUAAAUCUUUUUCUGAGCCUCAGUUUUUUCAUAUUUAAAAUGGGGAUAAAUAUAGUUUACAUUAGGGAUAAUAUAGGUAAAGCAUCUGUCACAAAGCAAGUCAGUAAGUAGCAUUGGUUUUUAAUAUUGUUGUGCAACAUAGUACAGUUUGAUAAAAUGAGAGAAAUGGUACUAGUGUUUACCUAUGAUGUCAUACUUUGGAAGUCUUAUUACUGAGUAAACGUAUAUUGUUUAAUUGAAGGCUGUUAUUGUCUUAGAGUUAUUUAAUACACAGCUCUGUUUCUGAAAAUGUAGGCCUGGAAUUUGGAGGAUAUAAAGGCCAAGCAAAUUCUGAGGUGUUAAGGGCACUUUAAGGAGCACUGGUGGCACAAUGGUUAAGUGCUUGGCUGGUAACCAAAAGAUUGGCAGUUUGAACCUACCCAGCAGCUCCGGGGGAGAAAGACCUGGUGAUCUGCUCCCAUAAAGAUCACAGCCUAGAAAACCCUAUGAGGCGGUUCUACUCUAUCACUUGGAGUUGCUGUGAGUUGAAGUCGACUUGAUAGCACCUAACAACAACAACAAUAACAACAAAGGCACUUUGUAGGAGAACUCAGAGAAGAAGUAGAUGGCUAUUUUUUUAGCAUAAGGAGCCCUGGUGGUGCAAUGGUUAAGCACUUGGCUGCUAACCAAAAGAUUGGCGGUGUGAACCUAUCAGUGUCUCUGCGGGAAAAAAGACCUGAUGAUUUGCUCCUGUAAAGAUUAAAGCCUAGGAAACUCUGUGGGGCAGUCCUGCUCUGACCUACAGGGUUGCAGUGAGUUGGAAUUGACUCGACAGCACAUGAUGGCAACUUUUCAGAAGCAGCUCACUAGGCUUCUCGUCCAGAGCUCCUCUGGGUGGGUUCAAAUUGCCAACCUUUAGGUUAGUAGUCGAGUGCUUAGCCAUUUGCCUCAUCGAGAGACUCUCUUUUAGGUAAUGUGGUUGAGUAUAAAUUGAAAAAAAAUUCUUUUUUUUUUUUAGUCAAGGACCAUAGAGGCAAGGCUUGAAUUUUAGGCAGGGAUCAAACCAGAUACUCCUGACAGGUACACCUGGCAAUCUCUGCUCAAGAAGCAGAGUGAAAAGAAACUAUUUGUGGAUUAAGUGGAGACAAGAAAUUGAGCAAAAAUUAUGAGCUCCUUUAUAUAGCAUUCUUUAAUUUGUUUGUUAAUGUUUGUUAAACCUUGGCUUCUUUUGAAAAUAAUUUCAGACAGCUUAAGGCCGAUUUUACCUUUAACAGUAUCUUUGGUUGCCAUUAUUUUGGAGUGUUGUCUGUGACAUAGAUUACUGGGUGACUUUUGAAACCAGAACCAUAUUGGUAAAUAGCCCAGGGACCUCUUAUUAAGAGUUGUUAGCUGCCCUUGAGCUGGCUCCCGGCUCAUGGCAACCCGUUUCACAGCAGAAUGAAAUGCUUCCCAGUCCUGCACCAUAACCAUGACUGGUUGCUGAUCAGCCCAUUACAAUCCAUAGGAUUUUCAUGGUUGAUUUUUGGAAAUUGAUAGCCAGGCCUUUCUUCCUACCCUGGAAUCUCCACUGAAACCUGUUUAGCAUCAUAGCAACAUGCGUGCCUCCACUGACAGAUGAGUGGUGGCUGCAAUGAGAUACACUGGCCAGAAAUCAUAGCCAGUCUCUUGAAGACUGUUAAUCUUGAAAUUUUUAAACAUCUUGAUAAAUAUAGCAGAAACUUAAAGGCUGGGUGUUUUCUACUACUUGUGUUCAAUAGCAGUGGCCCUACAAUAGAGAUGUUGUAUUUAAGCAUUAAUAGUCAUCUUUGUGAAAUUCUGUUUUCUAAACUUUCCUCUGAGCCUUAAAGGCAUGUGUUACAUUUUGUCUUUCCUUAAUUCCAACAAUCAAGGAAAACUUUCAGAAAUCUUUGUGAGAAAAGAUUUGUUUCAGUCUUGUCCCCUUUCUAUGUGUAAUAUGACUCAACAAAGUAUUGGCAGAUUGGUGUUUUUUUAGCUGUAGGAUGAUGCUUGCCAAAUUACAUCAUGUUUCGACCAUUAAAAAAAAUAGAAAAGUGUGUAUGUGUGUAUAAUUUAUUAAUUAGCUAGAAAAAUAUUUUCUGACAAUAGUACUUGAAGAUAGAUUUUUGAUAUGUGGCAGAAAUCCAGAACAUUGCUUUUGAAUCCAAAAACUUGAGGUAGUGGUCUGCUUUUUACUAUGGUACUCAUUUUAAAAUACCAGUUAAAUUCUUUUUAUUAUACCACAGAGAAUUAAGUGAUUAAGGAAGUAUAUACCCUUGGCUCAGGCAGUAGCAGUAGUUACCUUGGAGAAAUAGAAGAGGGAAGAGGCAUGGGAUUGAAGUGGCACUGCUGAGCAGGAGGUUACUGAACUGGUGUGGUAGGCAUAGAGUAAAUUAUUGGGAAGAGUUUGCUGUUCUGUAUCCAUAGGAGAUGUAGGGGCCGCUUUAAUCUGUUUUACAGUGGAAUGGAUGGAUAACUGAUUAUGAAAAAAACCUGUAAAUUGCAGUUCAUUUAGCAACCUUUGGGCUCCAAAUGCCACUGGAAUUCCCCCAGGGACAAUUAAAAAAUAGAAAAGAAAACACACAAAAAAGCCUCCACAUAUUUCCAAAUACCCUCUAUGGAGGUAAUACCAUUUUUCACUUAAUCAUUGAGACUGAAGUAUAUAUUUAAGAGAAUCUUCUCCUCAGAUCUAAAACUAGUUAGAGAUCUAAAGCUCUGAGAGGUUCACAGAGAAGGAAAUGCUCAUAAUACAAAAUGAGACAUAGAGAAUUGAGUAAUGAAAGCAAUACAGUACAUGAAAAACAAGUGUUGAAUGUGUUAAAAAAGAGAAACUAAGAAACAGGAAUUGACAGAUUCCUCAGAGUGUAUGGGAACGUUCGCAAAGGUCACUGGCCAAUGUGAAAUGCAUUCAGGAACAGAUAAAAAAUGAUGUGGAAAUAAACUCCUUGCCAUCGAGUUGAUUCCGACUCAUAGCGACCCUAUAGGACAGAGUAGAACUGCCCCAUAGGGUUUCCAUGGAGCCUGGUAGAUUCGAACUGCCAACCUUUUGGUUAGCAGCUAAACUCUUAACCACUGCUCCACCAGGGCUCCAGUGUGGAGAUAGGUAAUCAUAAAAUGGAAAACGCUCUCUGGGAUAAGACAACUGUGGUAACCAUGAAGCUGUUUAAAGUUUAUCCUGUGCAAAGAAUUUAACUUUAGGCAAUUUCAAAUGAAUGAGGGUCAAAGAAACCACCUAGUAACCCUGACGUCAGCUGAUCUCAGAAAGGAAGACAUGAUUUCAGUCAAUCGUGUUGAGAUUAUUAGCCAACAGGUUGAGUUUUUACUGUUUCCUCCUCUUCUCCUUAAAAGCCGCAUUGUAACGGGCCUGAAUUGAGUCUUGUUUUUUUAAAAACAAACUAAUGUCCCUGCAUACAGAAUAACUGCUCAAAUAAGCCCUGUAUACUGUAUUUGUGCUUUAUUUUUUUAACAAGUAGUAUGCAGAGAAUAUGCUUUUAAGAGAAAAAAAAAUCUAUGCCUUGGGAUAUUUUUGAUUUGUUGUAUUUAAGACUUAAAGUUGAAUUCAAAGUAUAAAUAAUUUUUUUCACCUGUGACUGUUUGCUUUGGCCAGAUAAAAUUAAAUCAAGACUUAGAGCUAGCCUUGAAACUAGUGAAUAGGUGUCUCACUUCUUUAUUUUAUUAUUCAUCAGUGGCUACUUUUCUGAUCACUUACACCCUUUCAUGCUUUGGUCUUAUUUUUUUUAAAAGAAUUUGAAUGUUAGAUAAUGUUUCCUGUGAUUAUUGUUUCUAAGAUCCAAUAUCAAAUGAGUAACUUUUUGUGGAUGCUUAGUAACCAUUGGUUCUGUAAACACUGUAGGGAAUAAAAAUAAUAACUAUUAUUUAGGUAAGCUAUUUGGAGGUAAUUUUUUGUGAAAAGAAAACAUCCUCGUCCAGUUUAGUAAUCUAGAACCUAUAUAUUUUUAUAUAUAAAAUAAAGUGAUAUGAAGUGAAACAAAUAAUGGGAUUUUAGAUAGUAAACAUUUUCUUUGCUCUUAGUAGAACCAAGAAAUUGCUAUAGAAGGUUUUUCCUGGAGGUGCUUUUGUUUAGAAGAUCUUUUUUUAUGUGUGACCAGCUAGGACUUUUUUUGAGUUUUUGCGAGUCAGAGACUUCAUGCUCCAGUUAGUAUUAUGUCAGCCUCAUCUUCUUUCUAGUACCAUUAGUUUUUGCUUUUGCAGGUAUUCUUUAGAUCAAUAAGGAUGUUCUUUUUGCAUUUUACUAUCUGAAGAGAACUUUUAGAAUAACAGUUUUCUUAAGAUAAAGCAAGAAAUCCUAAGUAAUUUUGUAUGCCCUUGGUAUACCCUUGGCUUUAGAAAUAUGUCAACUAUUUUUACACUGAUGUUUGAAAAUCCCAAGGUAAUUAGAAACUGAAACAGCAGAAAGUUCAUUCAGAGUUAAGUCACUUGGAAUAAUUUAGAUUCUGUUUUGUGUUGUUAAUUUCGUGUCUUUGGUCAUUGGAAUUUGUUUGGUUGUGGUUUAAGGUUACUUAUGUUCCUGUCCUUAUUUUACUUUUGUUUCACAAUAGAGAUCAAGUGUUGGUUAUAUAGUAUGGCUGAGUACUCUUUUCAUUAUGAGACAGAUCAGGGGAUUGGUAUUUUAAAAUGUUCUUAGAAUAAAAACAUUUUGCAGUUUGUUGAAAUGUGACUUCAGUUUACUGAGUGUUCAAAAGAGCUGGAUAAUAGCCAUAUUUAAAACAAUUGAAUUUAGCAUAAACAAAUGUUAAGCCUCAUAAAACUUAGCAGUAUUUGCUGGCAAACAUGCAUGUUUUCUGCUGUAGUUUGGGUCUUUCUGCAAAAAGAUUUUAAAAAGUAAGAGAAAAGAAAGGAAGAAGUAACAACUGGUUUAUGUUGAUAUUUUCCUUAUGACCCCUAAAGGUUCCUCUACUCAAAAUUAUGUUGUUACAUUCAGUGUCCUAGUUCCUGGUUCAGACUUAUUUGUAUUGCUAUCGGCAGUUUCUCAGAAAGUGAAAGAAAGGAAGGCUUGGGGUUUGCCUCUGGGGCCAGACCUGGCACAUUAGAGUUUGAUGGAUGAGAGUAGGAAACCAGAUAAAGCAUAUAUAUGUAUAGUCUUAUGACCAGACUUCUUGGAUCUUUCAGAAGUUCAUAAUGGCAAUUUUGUCUGGUGUUGUAGGGUGGCAGCAUAGAUAGUAAAGAAAGUACAGGUUGGGAGUUGGCAUAACUGGUGUUCAAUCUCAGCUUCACUAGAAACUAGCCUUGAGCCUCAGCUUUAAAAUACACUCAUAAAUAAUAUAAUAUCGGGGCUUUACAAUAACAGCACCUAUUUCUAGCGGUGUUGUGAGGAUCAAAGUACUGCCUAUCAUAGUGUCUGGCACCUAAUAGGUCCUUGGUAAGUGUUAAUUUCCUUUUGAAGGGAGACAGCGUGCCUUACCCUUUUCCCAGUCUAUUUUUAGCUGUGACUGAAGUGUUCUAAAAGGAUGCUCAUUUCUCAGGCUGUACAUUAUGAUCUGACAAAACACCUUCUUGAUCCUGACAGAAUCCUUAGGGCUUUCUUUCCUCCGUCUGACAUAAUCCUCUAGGGGAGUGCUGUCUAAUAGAACUUUCUGUAAUGAUGGAAAUGUUUUGUAUCUGUGCUUCCAUUAUGGUAGCCACUAGCCCCAUAUGACUAUGGAGCACUUGACAUGUGGCUGGUGUGACUGAGGAACUAAAGUUUUAGUUUUAUUUUAAGUAGCCACAUAUAGCAAGUGGCUACUGUAUUGGACAGCUCAGUUCCAGGGCUUAAAUCUCCUGAUUUUUAGUUAAGUCUAAAUUACGUGAUAUUGUUUAAAUGCAGGAAAAUAAAGAAUUAGAAUAGAAUAAACUUUCAUUAUAAAUUGUUAUGAGUUAGCAGAACAUGUGAUUGAUACCUGAGUUAUAUCCCCUUAUAUGGACUUUUUGCUACUUGUGCCUUUGUAACUCGUCCGUCCCUUUGUAACUUGUCAGAGAAUCGUAACACUCAUAUUUCUCAAGAGCACUUUAAAAUUUUUAAAGAUAUUCACACACAAAAAGAAUCUUAAGCAAUUCCAGAUCUUACUGUUCAUCCCUCCAGUAGGCUGAACUGUAUAUUGUAAAAAGCUAAGGAUUUCACAAGCAUAUUUUUGAUUUGAGUUUUAUUGCUUCAAAAGUAAACAUCGGUAGCUUUUUUCCACAUGGGAGAGCUAAUGUGAUUGAAUAAGAUUUUUCUAGUUGGCUGAAAAUGAAGAGGUGAUUUUCAUUUCUGUUUAUUAUGUAAUUUGUUAGAGAUACCUUUGUCUUUCGAUGAUUUCAGAGAACAAAUUCUUGAAAAAUGAUACACUGUAAUUGCCAGUAUCUUUAAAGAGCAUUUAUUACCUAUGUUAUUGCCAGGAAAGUUUGGGUAAUGGUAUGAAAUAUUGCAUGUUUAGAAGGAUUUUCCAAGAGGAAGCAUUUUUCUUCCAGCUUUUGGAGUGUUUCUGUGUAAGUUAGCAAUCAUGAGUACCCUAAGUUUAGCCUCUGUUUGAAAUGUAUCGUAGCCCUUUGGAGGCCUACAGGUACUACUGAGAUGAGGGCUGUCACCUUCCUCUGCCAUUCUUCUGGCAUACUAGUAAAACUAGAAAAACAAAAGACUUAAAACAGAAUAAAAUCAAGUUUAGGAGAUGAUUCUUUUAUCAGUGACUUGGGUAAAUGAUAUGCCUGUCAGGUUUGCUGAUGGUCUUGUAUUUUUCACAUUGCAUGGUAGAAUCAGAAUCCAAAAAGAUCUGGAGGAUCUGAAAUGAUGGAUUGAAUAUUACCAGAUAAAAUUUCAAAGGGACAAACUACAAGAUUCCCCACCUGGGCUUCAAAAUACAACUAUAAGUGUACAUUAUAGGGAUUGCAACUAGUGUCACAUAACAAUAUGUGUAUAAAUUUUUAUAUGAGAAAUUAACUUGAGCUGUAAACUUUCACCUAAAGCACAAUUUAAAAAAAGAGUACAUACAGAAUUGAAGCGCAUGGCUCAUUGGCAGCUUAUGUAUAAAGAUAAUUUAAGGGUUUUAAAUUAUUGUGAGCUCAGUACCAAUCAGUAGUGAAAUGUGGUUGACAAAAGAGCUCCUGUGAUUCUUGGUUUCAUUAAUGGAAAUAUGGUUGGCAAGAAUAAGAGAUAUAUAUCAGCAACAAAUAUUUAUUGAGUGAGUACCAAGUUCAUUCUGGGCAAACCCCACCUUCAUAUUUGUGUUUGGUUCUGUACUUAGUGAGACUUUGAGCAACAAGAGCAGAUUGAUUGAGAGAAAAGAGAAAACUGUUUAGGGUAUUCAAAAUCUUUGUUAGAGGGACAUGGAGUGAACGGCAAUGAUUGACUUGGAACACAAACCGAACCGUGGUGUGAAAGUUAGCAGUGAUGGCAGUCUUUAGAUAAUGGAGGUCUGUCAUUUAUGAAGAAGAAGAAUUUGACUUCCAUGUGAUUUCAGGGAUAGACAUUGGUCCGUUAAGUAGGUAAUAUAGAGAGAAAAAUUUGGAGCCAGUAGAAAGGACUUUGCAGUGCCAGAACUCUGCUUAACAAUGAAACCGAGCUGUCUUGAGUUGCUGAAGUUUCAUAACCCCAAGGGCAUGUCAUAGAAUAGAUUCAGAUUUUAGAUAGAUGGUUAGACUAAAUGUCCUGUACAGUCCUUUCAUCCUAGAGAAAGUUUGAUUCUUUUAGUGAUUCAUCAUCACUCAGCUGAGAGGAAAUGGGAUUCAUAAGGAUUGCAAGCAGUUUGGGAAAAUCCGUUAAUGCAUUCUCUUUAAUAACCUAUGGUUUGCUACCAUGCCCACAUAUCUGAGAAUCUGAAUUUCCUGCACCACUAUUAAAUCUAAUUCUGCAUUUCCAAUUGAAAGGUUAGGAAGGAAAAUAAAAAGAGAGAGAGAAUCCAUCUCUUUAUUUCUUUGCAUUUCCAGCUAUUACAGCCUUUCCAGUCCUGUGGAUAUUAGACUCUAUGUUGUAUGUGUGAAUGUGUGAGGGUGUACUUUGUGGAGCAGAAAAAAGUUCCAGAUAGCCUGUCCUUGUAAAAAUUUUAGUUCAAUAAGGUUGAACAAAAGUAGGUCUGUGAAAUGUUGGGCCAAGGAUAGUAAAACAUGAACAAAUUUCAAUUCCUUUAAGGGAGAUGGAGAAUUACAGUUGUGUAGGUAGAAGAAAUUUAUUUCCUGGAUGCUAAACAUGAAUUUUGUGAAUUAGCUGAUAGAGCAUUUUUCUUACCAGGGUUCAGAUAUGGGUUGUGGGAUGUGGCAUCCGUUAGUGCAGUUGUAUGUAAAGGUCUCACUAAAACCUUUCAGCCUUUGUAAAGAGAAGAUUUCUUCUGACUGAUGACCCUUUCUUGAAAAUACAAAGUGUUCAUUUCAUGAGAGGUAGUAUGUGUAGCAGUUAAGAGUGCAGAUUUAGAACCCUACUAUGUUUAAAUUACAGAUGAGAGACCUUGAGUGAGUUAAUCUCCCUGUCCCUUAAUUUCCUCAUUUAUCAAAAGAGAGUCUUAAUAGUAAUACCUGCCUCAGAGGUUUGUUGUGAAGAGAAAUCAAUACAUAAGUAAAGUGUUUAGAAUGGUGCUGGUGGCUGGUAAGUGCUAUAUAAAUCUUCACUAUUGUUACCGAAUGUGCCUAUGUAAAUCACAUUUCUACCUAGCUUCAAAGUUGAAGUGUGUUAGUUUUAACAAAAUGAUUGUAUGUCAGUAUAACCACAGCUUGUGGUUAUAGUUGAUUUAGUUGUAUGUUAGGAUUAUCAUUAGAAACAAAAUGUUUGCUUCUGUUUCAAAACCAUUGAAGAAAACAGUUUAUACUCUUCAGAAGCCUCCAUGAGUAAGAGAUAACCUUAGUUAUUCUGGACAGGCUGGUUAAAAAUUCCAGCAGAACAAUUGGAAAAUAGUGAUAAGAAGAGUAUUCACAUAUUUAAAAAAAAAAACAAACUAUUGCCGUCAAGUUGAUUCUGACUUAAAUUGUGGGAGAAUUUUGCCCCUAUUGAAUCUUACAUAUUUUUCUUACUCUGCAUAAAUUAAAAAAAUUAAAUUUCCUUUAUCUAUAAUACUAUGUCUCUUCAGGCAAUAUUUAAGUGUGCUGACAUAGUUUGAUGUUACUAUAACCACACUAGAUCAUUACCUGUGUCCAUUUGAUAUUCUCCUUGUCUUGACUGCCCUCUAGAGUUGAUGAGAAAAGAUCCUGUAUUAGUAAUCUUUACUCACUGUGUUUGACAUCGUAGUGCUCAAUAAGUUGAGCAGAUGAAGGACUCUCUUCUCCUUGAGGCCUGUAACAUUUUCGUGGCUCCAGAUGCAUUAACCAAAUGAUGAAAAUGCUAAACGAAACCCAAGCCCAUUGCUGUUGAGUCAAUUCCAACUCAUAGUGACCUUGCAGGACAGAGUAAAACUGCCCCAUAGGGUUUCCAAACAUUCGAACUGUCGACCUCUUGGUUAGCAGCCAAAGCCUUAACCACUGCGUCACCAGGGCUCCAUGAAAAUGCUAAGUUAUCCCUAAAAGGUGUUUAUCACUUGCAUACAUUGAUAUAUAUAAUAAAUUCUAUUUGCUGUGUAAUUAAGAGAAGUACAGUGCAGAAAUGGAAAGUUUACUACUUCAAUGUUCCUGUUUGCAGCCAACUGAAACUCUUGGAUCUGUCCCCAAAAUUUUGUCAGUGGAGAUAAGAAGACUGUUGUUGUAGUUGCAUCCUAGCGCAGAUUCCUGUGUUACCAACUUUGCCUUCUCUGCUUUUCUUGUCAUUUCCAUCAGAUGUUCUCUAUGUGCCCCCACUUUGGGUUCCCCCAUUCACUCCCUUCUCCUGCUAUAUCUUUCCGUCUAUUGCUUUUCUGUGACUUAACCUUUUUAGGGCUUUCUUUGCCCCGGGGUAUGAAGGCUGAAUGGGGCUGAGCCUUGGGUACUGGUUUCCAAUUCUCCCGCUUCAGCACAAGAUGAAAAAUAACUUCUUACACCACCUGUGGAUAACUUGAUGCUUAAGCGUAGGGCAGGAUAAGUAAGACCUGAGUGGGCCUUACUUUCAGGUCAAAACUCAACCUUGCCUUUAUUUGGACACUCAUGUCUGGAAUUGUGGAACAACUCAGGAGAGAUUGGAGCUAGACCAUAUUUUAGACAGUUACUAUAAUUCUCCACUUUGAAGAUACAAGUGACCUCUUGUAUGCAUGGUUAGUUGAAAAGAGCAAGUUAUUUUAUGAAGAAUCUGAUAUAUACUGAAAACUUGUAGUUAUUUCUCAGCCCUUUUGCAAACUUCAAAAUAACAAAGGCACUUAUUGUUAACUCUUCAUUCAAGAUGGAGAGUGAAUCGUAGAGAAGCUAAACAACUAAUGUCAAAUUGCAUAAUGCAUAAUGAGUGUCCAUGAGCGCCAAGAAUAGGAAUAGUACUUGUGCCACCAAGCAGACAUUUCCUUUCAAGCCGUUAUAAUUUGUGCCUACUAUUAGAAGAUUUUUACCACUGGAUUUAUUUAUUUUUAAUGCGAUUUGGUCCUUUGAUUCUAUAUAUCCUUAAAUUCUCAAGUGGAGGAUUGUCAUUCUGGUUUUCUAGUCUUUUUUUCUAGCUUCUUUCCCAUUAUUACUAAAUAGAUAUUGAGUUGCAUGCUAUGUCCUACUCCUUCCUACUGAUCUGUAAGCUGUUCCAUUGGCUUUCUUUCUGUUUCCUGCUGCUUUCUUGCUUCAUAAUUGAAGGGAGGAUUCAGACCCAUUCAGGUAACAAACUAUUGGUUAUGCAUGGCCUCGUUGUUACUCUAUCCCCUUUAGUAUUAUUACAGUGAGAUUUAUUGUUUUCUGCUGAAUGGAUACAUUCACAUUGGAAAGUCACUAUUGGUGGAUUGUUUCAAAGCUUUUAAGCCUGCAGUGUGAACCAUGGAUAAUCACAGGUACUGGCUGCCUGCUGCUUAGGCACUUUGAGAUUUGAGCUCUGCUCAUUCCAGACCAUUCCUAGGCCUGGCUAGAUUCUCCACUUUUAUUGCAAACUGUUCUGGAAAGCAAAAUUGGGUUCUGUUCAAUAUGGAGUUCCCAUCUUUUUGAAAAGAAGACUUAGUUCAGCAUGUGGAAACUCUAGAAAUGGUUUUAGUUUAGCUUGACCCUGAUGGACUGGAAUGAAAAUGUUUAUGUCUGGUGAGGUUUCUUUUCCUUCUGAGUAUUUUAUACAUGACUUGAGUGGUAGGUUUUUGGGGGGACUACUUUUAAUAAAUUGAUAAUGAACCAUCUACUCUUUUUGAAAAGACAGUGCUUUUAUACAACAGAACAACUUUGAGAAAGACACCAGCUACCCCUUUUGUUAUAUUUUAUCAUCUAUGUUUAAAUUAAUAAUUAAUUAUGGUACAGAAUUUUUAUUUUUAAAUAGCUGAGACUUCAUUAUGAAGCAGUUGAGAUUACCCUACUGUUCACAAAUGUGUGACAACACUAACCAAAUUUGACAUUGUGUAGAAUGGUUUUCAUGAACCCAGUCUUUUCAUUUAUAUUGUUUCUAAUUCAGGUUUAUCAGAUUUCUAUUAGUGGAAAAAAGGGGAAAGCUCAUGAAUGCAAAAAUUUAUGUAUUUCCCUUUGCAAAAAACGAAAUAAAUAUUUUUUGUCCCCUUCCCAGUUUUUCCAGAGGCCUCAAAUACAGCCUCCUAGAGCUACCAUCCCGAACAGCAGUCCUUCCAUUCGUCCUGGUGCACAGACACCCACUGCAGUGUAUCAGGCCAAUCAGCACAUCAUGAUGGUUAACCAUCUGCCCAUGCCGUACCCAGUGCCCCAGGGUCCUCAGUACUGUAUACCGCAGUACCGUCAUAGUGGCCCUCCUUAUGUUGGGCCCCCACAACAGUAUCCAGUUCAGCCACCGGGGCCAGGUCCUUUUUAUCCUGGACCGGGACCUGGGGACUUCCCCAAUGCUUAUGGAACACCUUUUUACCCAAGUCAGCCAGUGUAUCAGUCAGCACCUAUCAUAGUGCCUACGCAGCAGCAGCCCCCUCCAGCCAAGAGAGAAAAAAAAACAAUAAGAAUUCGAGAUCCAAACCAGGGAGGUAAAGACAUAACAGAAGAGAUUAUGUCUGGAGGUGGCAGCAGAAAUCCUACUCCACCCAUAGGGAGACCUAUAUCUACACCUACUCCUCCUCAGCAGCUGCCCAGCCAGGUCCCCGAGCACAGCCCUGUGGUUUAUGGGACUGUGGAGAGCGUUCAUCUUGCUGCCAGCACCCCUGUCACUGCAGCUAGCGACCAGAAGCAAGAAGAGAAGCCAAAACCAGAUCCAGUGUUAAAGUCUCCUUCUCCAGUCCUUAGGCUAGUCCUUAGUGGGGAGAAGAAGGAACAAGCAGGCCAGACGUCUGAGCUUACUGCAGUAGAAUCCACACCAGAGCUUCCUCUGCCUGUGUCACCUACCACUGUUUCUCCAAUUGCUCGUAAUACGAUUGCUUCCCCUAUCUCUGCUGCUCUUAGUAGCCAACCAAUAUUCACCACUGCUGUUGAUGACAGAUGUGAACUCUCUUCCCCAAAAGAGGACACAUUUCCUAUACCCAGCCCCACAUCUUGCACAGAAACAUCAGACCCUUCACCAACAGAUGAAAUUGAUGAUGAUAUAUGCAAGAAACCCUGUAGUGUAGCACCUAAUGAUAUUCCACUGAUUUCUAGUACUGACCUUAUUAAUGAAAUAAAUGGAGUUGGUGAAAAAUUACCAGCCACGGAGAGCAUUGUAGAAAUAGUAAAACAGGAGGUGCUGCCAUUGACUCUUGAAUUGGAAAUUCUGGAAAAUCCCCCAGAAGAAAUGAAAGUGGAAUGUACCCCAGCUCCCAUCACCCCUUCCACAGUUCCUUCCUUUUCUCCAUCUCCUCCAACUCCUCCAGCCUCUCCUCCUCCCACUCCAGUCAUUGUUCCUGCUGCUGCCACUACCAUUAGUACUUCCAGUGCUCCCACCACAGUUCAGGGAGUCUUAGAAGAGGACGAGAGUGUAAGAACUUGCUUUAAUGAAGAUGGAAAAGAAAUUCCGAACAAAACAGAGGCAGAAGCAGAUGGGCAAACAGAAGAGACUAUGGAUUCUCAGAGCUUAAAUUCAAGAAAGAGCCCUGUCCCAGCUCAAACAGCUAUAACUGCACCAAAGACGUGGAAGAAACCAAAAGAUCGGACCCGAACCACUGAAGAGGUGUUAGAGGCAGAGUUGGAGCCUAAAGCUGAAGAGGAGCUUUCAGGUGACAAAGUACUUGAAUCUGAACAGGAUAAAGUGAACCAAGGGUUUCAUCCUGAAAGAGACCCCUCUGACCUUAAAAAAGUGAAAACUGUGGAAGAAAAUGGAGAAGAUGCUGAGCCUGUGCGUAAUGGUUCUGAGAGUGUUUCUGAGGGUGAAGGAAUAGAUGCUAAUUCAGGCUCUACCGAUAGUUCUGGUGAUGGGGCCACAUUCCCCUUUAAACCAGAGUCCUGGAAGCCUGCUGAUACUGAAGGCAAGAAGCAGUAUGACAGGGAGUUUCUGCUGGAUUUCCAGUUCAUGCCAGCAUGUAUACAGAAACCAGAGGGCCUGCCCCCCAUCAGUGAUGUGGUUCUUGACAAGAUCAACCAACCCAAAUUGCCAAUGCGAACUCUGGAUCCUCGGAUUUUGCCUCGAGGACCAGACUUUACUCCAGCCUUUGCAGAUUUUGGAAGGCAAACACCUGGUGGAAGAGGUGUACCUAUUUGCAAAGUGCAGAGCAGGCAUGGAUUGCCAAUCCUGGAACAGGGCAAAGCCCUAGCAUGCACUCCUCUGGCGAUGUCGCACCCACCCCUGAAGAGCCUGCCUCUAGGGGUGUUGAACGUUGCAUCACGGAGAUCUCAACCCAGCCAGAGAAGAGAGCCCAGGAAGAUCAUCACAGUUUCUGUGAAAGAAGACGUGCACCUAAAAAAGGCGGAGAAUGCCUGGAAACCCAGCCAAAAACGAGACAGCCAAGCUGAGGAUCCUGAAAACAUUAAAACACAGGAACUUUUCAGAAAAGUUCGAAGUAUCUUAAAUAAAUUGACACCACAGAUGUUCAACCAACUGAUGAAGCAAGUGUCAGGACUUACUGUUGACACAGAGGAGCGACUGAAAGGAGUCAUUGACCUGGUCUUUGAGAAGGCUAUUGAUGAACCCAGUUUCUCUGUGGCUUACGCAAACAUGUGUCGAUGUCUAGUAACGCUGAAAGUACCCAUGGCAGACAAGCCUGGAAACACAGUGAAUUUCCGGAAGCUGCUACUGAACCGUUGCCAGAAAGAGUUUGAAAAAGAUAAAGCAGAUGAUGAUGUCUUUGAGAAGAAGCAGAAGGAACUUGAGGCUGCCAGUGCUCCAGAGGAGAGGGCAAGGCUUCAUGAUGAACUGGAAGAAGCCAAGGACAAAGCCCGGAGGAGAUCCAUCGGUAACAUCAAGUUUAUCGGGGAACUCUUUAAACUCAAAAUGCUGACUGAGGCCAUCAUGCAUGACUGUGUGGUGAAGCUGCUAAAGAAUCAUGAUGAAGAAUCCCUGGAGUGCCUGUGUCGUCUGCUCACUACCAUUGGCAAAGACCUGGACUUUGAGAAAGCAAAGCCUCGAAUGGACCAGUACUUUAAUCAGAUGGAGAAAAUUGUGAAAGAAAGAAAAACAUCAUCUAGGAUUCGAUUCAUGCUUCAGGAUGUGAUAGACCUAAGGCUGUGUAAUUGGGUAUCUCGGAGAGCAGAUCAAGGCCCUAAAACUAUUGAACAGAUUCACAAAGAGGCUAAAAUAGAAGAACAAGAAGAGCAAAGGAAGGUCCAGCAGCUGAUGACCAAAGAGAAGAGAAGACCAGGCAUCCAGAGAGUGGAUGAAAGUGGCUGGAACACUGUGCAAGGGGCCAAGAACAGUCGGGUACUGGACCCCUCAAAAUUCCUGAAAAUCACUAAGCCCACAAUUGAUGAGAAAAUUCAGCUUGUACCUAAAGCACAGCUGGGCAGCUGGGGGAAAGGCAGCAGUGGUGGGGCAAAGGCAAGUGAGACUGAUGUCUUACGGUCAAGUGCUUCCAGUUUAAACAGAUUCUCUGCUCUGCAACCCCCAGCACCCUCAGGGUCCACAUCAUCUACCCCUUUGGAGUUUGAUUCCCGAAGGACUUUAACCAGUCGUGGAAGCAUGGGUAGAGAGAAGAAUGACAAGCCCCUUCCACCUGCAACAGCUCGUCCGAACACUUUCAUGAGGGGCGGCAGCAGUAAAGAUCUGUUAGACAAUCAGUCUCAAGAAGAACAGCGGAGAGAGAUGCUAGAGACCGUGAAACAGCUAACAGGAGGCAUGGAUGUAGAGAGGAGCAUUACUGAGGCAGACCGAAACAAAACAAGGGAGUCAGUAGCUAAACCAGAAAUUCCAGCAACUUCAGCCCCUGACAAGCCUGCAUUGUCAGAAGAGGAGAUGGAGAGGAAGUCCAAAUCUAUCAUUGAUGAAUUCCUACACAUUAAUGAUUUUAAGGAGGCCAUGCAGUGUGUAGAAGAGCUGAAUGCCCAGGGCCUGCUGUAUGUUUUUGUGAGAGUGGGAGUGGAGUCCACCCUGGAAAGGAGCCAGAUCACCAGGGAUCACAUGGGUCAAUUACUGUAUCAACUGGUACAGUCAGAAAAACUCAGCAAACAGGAGUUUUUCAAAGGUUUUUCAGAAACCUUGGAAUUAGCAGAUGACAUGGCCAUUGAUAUUCCCCAUAUUUGGCUGUACCUUGCUGAACUAGUGACCCCCAUGUUAAAAGAAGGUGGAAUCUCCAUGAGAGAACUUAUCAUAGAAUUUAGCAAACCUUUACUUCCUGUUGGAAGAACUGGGGUCUUGCUUUCUGAAAUAUUGCACCUUCUAUGCAAACAAAUGAGCCAUAAGAAAGUGGGAGCCUUAUGGAGGGAGGCUGACCUCAGCUGGAAGGACUUUUUACCAGAAGAGGAAGAUGUACAUAAUUUUCUUUUGGAACAGAAGUUGGACUUUAUAGAGUCUGACAGUUCCUGUUCCUCUGAAGCACUUUCAAAGAAAGAACUCACUGCUGAAGAGCUAUAUAAGCGACUCGAGAAACUCAUUAUUGAGGACAAAGCAAAUGAUGAACAGAUCUUUGACUGGGUAGAGGCUAAUCUAGAUGAAUGCCAGAUGAGUUCACCUACAUUCCUUAGAGCUUUAAUGACAGCUGUUUGUAAAGCAGCUAUUAUAGCUGACUGCUCUACCUUCCGAGUGGACACUGCUGUCAUCAAGCAGAGAGUGCCGAUUUUACUCAAGUACCUAGACUCAGAUACAGAGAAGGAACUGCAAGCACUUUAUGCACUACAAGCAUCAAUAGUAAAACUUGAUCAACCUGCCAACUUGCUAAGGAUGUUUUUUGAUUGCCUAUAUGACGAAGAGGUGAUCUCUGAGGAUGCCUUCUACAAGUGGGAGAGCAGCAAGGACCCUGCAGAGCAGAAUGGGAAGGGUGUGGCCCUGAAAUCUGUCACAGCAUUCUUCACGUGGCUGCGGGAAGCCGAAGAGGAAUCUGAGGAUAACUAAAACUUCAAAUACACAAAACGAAACAAAAGAAACAAUUUAAGUAUUUUUUUAAAAAGUUUCACGUCUUCGCCAAUCACAGUGCAGCAAGGCCAAUUCUCGCAGAAACCCCCACGUGUGCACGAGUGGGAGAGGGAAAAGAGAAAAAAAGGUGAUCAUGGAGGAAAAAGGUACUGGAAAAAGUAAACUUCAAACCUGAGGGCGGGAGCACUAAUACCAAAAUACAUGUAUUAUUUAUAGAAAAUAUUUUCUGUUUUAAUCUUUUCUUUUUAAACGAGGACUCAUACUUUAAAGAAACACAUUUGUUCAGCAAAAAAAAAAAAGUUGAGAACUUUUAAUUUAUUUUAAGGACUGCAAAUGCCAGUGUAAUUUUUUAAUUUGCAGUUUCUGUAAACAACUUGUAUAAUAGAAAAGCAGAGAAAUAAAUUUCCCUCCCCUUCAGAUGCACCUCAAGUUUGUUUUAAAAGCAUAGUAGUUAGUCCAGAUUUAAGAAGGUUUGGGG
This is a messenger RNA of Trichechus manatus latirostris (Florida manatee), 21053 nucleotides long. It is a transcript of the gene EIF4G3, whose product is annotated as eukaryotic translation initiation factor 4 gamma 3. NCBI's taxonomy places the organism in Eukaryota, Metazoa, Chordata, Mammalia, Sirenia, Trichechidae. Gene Ontology annotation, molecular function: protein binding; translation initiation factor activity; mRNA binding. Gene Ontology annotation, cellular component: eukaryotic translation initiation factor 4F complex. The transcript is spliced from 30 exons. The record is from RefSeq and is a predicted model, not a curated record. Bases 15557 to 20554 code for a protein of 1665 amino acids.